UGCGCGGCGCGUUGAGUCCGCUCCGCGCUCGAGACUGCUGAGUCCUGAUUGGCGGAACAAACGCUACGUGGACAUAAGCAGCAACAGGUAGGCGCACAUGUGACCGUUAGCCUUUCAUUCUGAGGAAAACAGAGUGAAGAAAGAUCCGCGGUGAGUCAGGCGCUGAGAGGACCUGCUUAUCUCUCUUCUACAACUUCUACAACCUGCUGGAGACUUUUUAAAGGGGGGGUUGGACAGUUCAAGCUAGAUCUAACUCUCACUAUCCGACUGACUGUUUAUCUUCCACAUCACGGCCUGGGUGACUCAGGCAUGAAGUCCAAAGGGAAGGGGUCAAAAAGGACCAGAAGCUCCUGGGCAGAGCAGGAGCACCCCGACUUUCAGCUGGAGACAGAGGCAGGCUCCAGUGAGCAGGAGGGCUCUGAGGCCUCCCUGCAGCUGGAGGGGUCAUGGAAGGCCCUGGCCCUGAAGGCAGAAGGUAGCUCCAGAAUCGGCGGGAGACGCCGCAGACGCCAGCACAGCAGCGCCAAGGAGCGCAACGUUCGCAGGCUGGAGAGUAACGAGAGGGAGAGGCAGAGGAUGCACAAACUCAACAACGCUUUCCAGGCCCUGCGGGAGGCCAUCCCUCAUGUCAAAAUGGACAAAAAGCUCUCAAAGAUCGAGACUCUCACGUUGGCCAAGAAUUACAUCAAGGCCUUGACUGCCAUCAUCCUCGGCAUGUCCGGCGCCUGUCUGCCACAUGAAGGCACCCAGGGCGAAGAGAGCCCAUCCAAAAUCCUGCAACGCUACCAGCAGCACCUGGAAGAUGACAAGAAAGGCCAGGGAGAUCUUUCAAAGUACCUGGAGCAGAUCCACAGCUUAAGCCAAAGCAGUUAACCCCAGUUUGGCCCUCUGCCACGUCCAGCCCCAGUGACUCAAUCAAUACAGACUUGAGAAAAAGUGCUGUGGACACACCGGAAAGAGAGCAUUGUGGAAGAAAAGUUUUGGGUAAUGCUGAGCUUGUAGACUGGAAGUAGAAGGUCAGAUAUGACCAUAUAGAUCACCACAGAGACAACAGACUAAUAUUAAUACGCUGUGUUCGGAUGGUCCUCGUGAAAACUUCGUAAAUGUUCCUCAACUUUACGUCUUCAGUGUCAACUUCACCGCUCAGAUAUGGCCUCAUCACCAUCUAAUCCAUUCCCUGAUUUCAUGUGAACACUGCAAACUGUGCAAACUGGCAGGUUGAUAAAUGUUAUACUUUACACUUUAUACUUGAAUUGUGGCCAUAACACAUAAGGCAUCGGUAAGCAAAGAACUGUAAAUAUUACCUUUUUGCUAUGAAGAAGGACAUUGGUCCAUCCCAGAAGACAGGUGUUCAGGUGAUAAGCCUACUAGUUGCAGGUGGCACUUGAAUGCAAAUCAGAAAGAUAAUUUUCUCAAAUUCACAAGAACCACAUGAACGCACUGUAAAACUGGAGAGUAUACUUCAUGAAGGUUGUUUAAUGUCAAAUUCUCUACCUUGCCAAAUUGCAGCUCUGUAUCGUUUCUUUGUGCCAAAAAUGAAGCAAAACAUUCCUUGCUCUGAAGUCAUGGAAAUAGGACAAACACACACCUGCCCAUUAGCCAGCAAGAUGAUGAAGCACAUCCUGUAGAUUCUUCAGUAAUGAAGGUGAAUUGCAAUGACCAAAAAGUAAACCUUGAAUAACGUCAUUAUUUAUAGCCACAUUUAUUGAAAGGGCACAGGCCAUGCAUAUAUCAACACUGAGAGGUGUUUGUGUGUGUUUUAAUGUACCUAACAAUUACAGUGCAGCUUUGUUAAUUUUUUUUUUAUGGAAUUUUUUUUUAGGAGUUUUCACAUCAAAUGACUCAUGGGAGUUAGAAACAGAAGAAGAAGCCUUUUCCUUUAAAAGCCUUUAACACUCACAUUUCAGUACGGAAUGUAUACAGAAACAUGGUGCAAAACUAUACAAACUGUACCUUUUAUAUUAACAUUUACCCGUUACAACAUUUUCUAUAGACAUUUACCAUAAAGCCUUUUUCCUUUAUAUUUACAGCUGUAAUUAUAAAUAAUGCCCUAAAAUCAAUAUUUUAUAAUUGACCAUUCACUUUAUAAUGCUAACAUAAAAAUCUAUUUUAAAUGACAAUAACAAUCAAUCAAACACAGUAGCUCUGGCCAUAAUACAACUUUAAAAGAUGAAAAAUAAAUAUUCCUAUAACUCUUACUUGUGCUGCCUUUGAGUGUUACAGUAGAUGCAACAUAUACUGGGAGUUUAAGGAAGUCUUAAAAUUUCCUGAGAAAGGAAAACACUCCCCUAUCGAUGUCUAAAGGCUAAAAAGUAUUGCACAUGUAUUUCACAGCGACGUGACAGAAAGCUCAUAAUGACAGUCAACUGAAUUCAUGAUUUCCCAUGCAGUCCUUAAUCUCCUGAAGGCUACAGCUACAUUCACACAGCAGGUAAUGUGGCCCAAAUAUGAUGUUUUUGAUUUUAAACAUUUUAGACAUACAUCUCCUUGCAUUUUAGGCUUUUUUGACAAUGCAGACUUUGAUUUAUAUAUAUUUUUAAAUAUAUUUGAAACAUAGAGUGGUUGUGAAAUGUGCCUUUUAAUAUUGUUUGAUCAGAGAUAUCACCCCAAAUAUUUAUGUGGUCUGUUACCUUGAUAUCCCAACACUGAAAAACCUCCCUCACUGCUUUCAUACAUUUUCCUUUUCUGUAGUGAAUUUCUUCAUGUAAAAGUUGGCUGAAUCCUGAUCUGGCUGUUCAGUCUGAGUCACAUUGCCAUGUUUUGUAUGUGUAUUAGAUUUUAAUAUCUGUUCACACUCUUCCACUCCCCACGCAACAAAGAAAAUCUAUUUCUGAAUUUAGGCUACUUUUACCUGCUGUGUGUCCGUAACAUAAAUGUCCCCACAGGUCCCUUUUCAGUGAACUGAAUGUUUCUUAUUUAUUAAAAAAAUAAUAAUAUA
This is a messenger RNA of Astyanax mexicanus (Mexican tetra), 2938 nucleotides long. RefSeq names its product basic helix-loop-helix family, member a15 (gene bhlha15). Gene Ontology annotation, molecular function: protein dimerization activity. The transcript has 2 exons. The coding region runs from base 310 to 873 and encodes 187 amino acids. The record is from RefSeq and is a predicted model, not a curated record. Lineage: Eukaryota; Metazoa; Chordata; Actinopteri; Characiformes; Acestrorhamphidae.